CCUUCAAAGUUCGUAAUUUUCAGGGUGUGGUUCAGCGACUCAAAAACUUCAGUGGAGAUUCCAGCAAUUUACCCAUUAAAUGUUAUAAUUCUUUGCCUCCGCUGCAAGGCAACUCGCUAGCUAGCAACUGAAAACUCAAAAGAGCAGAAGGUCAGAAACUCGCUUUGAUAAUUGGACUUUGGAUACUCUCUGAAUCUAAAAAUUAUGGACGAAGACGCUGCCCGUCGCCGGACCGUCAUUGCUGAGUAUCGGAAAAAGCUUCUACAGCACAAGGAGCUCGAUGCCAGAGUAAGAGCAGUGAGGGAGAAUUUACGUUCUGCAAAGAAGGAAUUUGCUAAGACUGAAGAUGAUUUGAAGUCACUCCAGAGCGUUGGACAGAUCAUUGGUGAAGUUCUGAGGCCCCUUGAUAAUGAGCGAUUGAUAGUUAAAGCAAGUAGUGGUCCAAGGUACGUUGUUGGAUGUCGCAAUAAAGUAGAUAAGGAAAAGCUGGCAGCAGGAACUAGAGUGGUUCUCGAUAUGACAACCCUCACAAUAAUGCGAGCCCUUCCACGUGAAGUUGAUCCAGUUGUUUACAACAUGCUUCAUGAAGAUCCUGGUAAUGUUAGCUACUCCGCUGUAGGUGGAUUAUCUGAUCAAAUUCGGGAACUCAGGGAAUCUAUUGAGUUGCCUCUUUUGAAUCCUGAACUCUUUCUUAGAGUAGGGAUCAAACCCCCAAAGGGUGUUCUUCUGUAUGGACCUCCUGGAACAGGCAAAACGCUGUUAGCCAGAGCGAUUGCAAGUAACAUAGAUGCAAAUUUCUUGAAGGUUGUAUCAAGUGCUAUAAUUGAUAAAUAUAUUGGAGAAAGUGCAAGAUUGAUAAGAGAGAUGUUUGGGUAUGCACGUGAUCACCAGCCUUGCAUAAUAUUUAUGGAUGAAAUUGAUGCCAUUGGCGGGCGGCGAUUUAGUGAGGGAACAAGUGCAGAUCGUGAGAUACAGAGAACAUUGAUGGAGCUACUGAAUCAGCUUGAUGGUUUUGAUCAGCUUGGGAAAGUCAAAAUGAUUAUGGCAACAAAUCGACCUGAUGUCCUGGAUCCUGCACUUCUUCGUCCAGGUCGCCUAGACAGAAAAAUUGAGAUCCCAUUGCCUAAUGAGCAAUCAAGAAUGGAGAUCCUAAAAAUUCAUGCCGCUGGAAUUGCAAAGCAUGGAGAAAUUGACUAUGAGGCAGUGGUAAAACUUGCAGAGGGAUUUAAUGGAGCCGAUCUUCGAAAUGUUUGCACUGAAGCAGGGAUGUCUGCAAUCCGUGCUGAACGUGAUUAUGUCAUCCAUGAAGAUUUUAUGAAGGCUGUCCGCAAACUGAACGAUGCCAAGAAACUUGAAUCAAGUGCUCAUUACAAUGCUGAUUUUGGAAAGGAUUGAUGAUGAAUCGGAAGAUACACUCUGCGUCAAACCGGGCAGUGCAUUCAUAGUUUGUUAUGUAUUUCUUUCAUCCGACAAGAAUUUCAAAAUCUAUUGUAUUGAUCUUGUAACCAUGUUCUUUGGCGGCAGCUCCAACAAAGAGUUAUCUUUUGCCAAAGAUGAAGCAGGGCGAAGUGCUCCAUUCUCUAUAAUCUGUACCAAUUAAUAUCCGAUGUGGAUAAUGGAGUUGGGACAAGUACCAGUCUACUACCCCUCACGAGUCACGACACAUUGCCUGGUUGUGGCCGGAGAAGAGGUUUGUUUUCCAGGAAGUGGGGGAGGGUAAGUUGGUAGGUCUUACGGAAAAGAAAUAAAUUUGCAUUCAUUUUUUGGUAUUAAUAGAUUCCAUGAAAAAGAACAAUUCCCAAGCGGUUCAUUUAUUUGGUGAACCGUGAAGUAAUAUUCUCUUAGAAGUUGGGUAAAUUAUUUGUGUGCCGAAAAUCACUAAUAUGUAAUGGGAUAAUAUUAUCCCUUCAAUAAUGUCAUUUUUUUUUUAUACCGGAUAAAUGUAUUUACUCAGAUAAGUUAUUUAUCGAAAUUCCAAGGAGACCUAUAUAUGGAUCUUA
Messenger RNA from Nelumbo nucifera (sacred lotus), 2000 nucleotides. Its product is annotated as 26S proteasome regulatory subunit 10B homolog A-like. The record is from RefSeq and is a predicted model, not a curated record. Gene Ontology annotation, molecular function: ATP hydrolysis activity; ATP binding. NCBI's taxonomy places the organism in Eukaryota, Viridiplantae, Streptophyta, Magnoliopsida, Proteales, Nelumbonaceae.